Amorphotheca resinae ATCC 22711 is the source of this 1260-nucleotide messenger RNA. RefSeq lists its product as hypothetical. The transcript is spliced from 3 exons. Gene Ontology annotation, biological process: ubiquitin-dependent protein catabolic process; protein deubiquitination. Gene Ontology annotation, molecular function: cysteine-type deubiquitinase activity. NCBI's taxonomy places the organism in Eukaryota, Fungi, Ascomycota, Leotiomycetes, Helotiales, Amorphothecaceae. The record is from RefSeq and is a predicted model, not a curated record. The coding region runs from base 12 to 974 and encodes 320 amino acids. Gene Ontology annotation, cellular component: cytoplasm.
CGAUCGACAGGAUGAGUGGCGGAUGGAAUACCAUCGAAUCCGAUGCGGGUGUCUUCACCUUUUUACUCGACAAUCUCGGGGCCAAGGACGUUCAGUUUGAGGAGCUCAUUGCCCUGGAUGCGGACUAUCUACGCCAGCUGAGUCCCGUCUACGGCGUGAUCUUCCUCUUCAAAUACCCCACAGGCGAGAAGCCCAAUGCGGACGGCACCCCUAAGGAUGGACAAUACGACUACGCGGCUGCCGAGAGCCUCUUCUUCGCGGCACAGACCAUACAGAAUGCGUGCGCCACACAAGCACUCCUUUCGGUGCUGCUGAACAAAGACGGCGACGUCGACGUGGGGACACAGUUACGGGAAUUUAAGGAAUUCACAGCGGGUUUCCCAGCGGAGUUCAGGGGCGAGGCUCUCAGCAACUCGGAGCUGAUCAGAGAUGUGCACAACAGCUUCGCGAGGAGCAGCCCGUUUGUCGACGAGACGCAGCGGACGGCCACGGACGACGACGACGUGUAUCACUUCAUUGCCUAUACACCCAUCAACGGCAUCCUGUACGAGCUGGACGGGUUGCAGCCUGCACCGAUUGCGCAUGGUGCGAGCACGUUCGAGGAGUUUCCAGAGAAGGUGAUCCCGGUCUUGCAGAGGCGGAUCGGGCGCUACCCCGCGCACGAGAUCCGAUUCAAUCUGUUGGCGAUGGUUAGAGAUUUGCGGAUCCGGGCGAGGGAGAUUGGCGACCAGGAGAUGCUGAUGCGGGAGGAGAUGAAGCGGAACGACUGGCAGUUUGAGAAUGCCCUCCGGAGGCAUAACUUCGUGGGGUUUGCGGGGGAAGUGCUGAAGUGUGUCAUUGCCGAGAAGCUGAAGGAGGGACCAGACGCCUAUGCCAAGUGGGUAGAUGAUGCCAAGAAGAAGACAAAGCAGCGGUCCGAAGACCAGCAGAAGAAGGGAAUCUCAGCAGAUGAGGAUCAGGAAAUGCUUGGCUGAUUCCCGGAAACCCGAUGCGUUGCGCUGGUGGAAGAGACCGGUGCGAAAGGAUUUGCAGCGGUAUGACAUAUUUUCGGUGUUCUUCAAUUGGGGGAUUAUAUGCAUGGGCCGGCGGCGUUGGUCGUUGGUCGUUGGUCGCUGGUCUGUCUUGGAACCUGAGCAAUGAAGAUAAGAUGACGAGAUAAGCGGAUCAAACAAGCAAUAGAUUUACCAUAUGUCUAUUCUGCAAUGCAACAGGAGGAGAACGGAAAAUGCGGAAUCAGAGGUCUCCUCGCAGGAUCCUGGA